Centruroides sculpturatus (bark scorpion) is the source of this 1932-nucleotide messenger RNA. Its product is annotated as neurobeachin-like protein 1. The record is from RefSeq and is a predicted model, not a curated record. Lineage: Eukaryota; Metazoa; Arthropoda; Arachnida; Scorpiones; Buthidae. Bases 1 to 1932 code for a protein of 643 amino acids. The transcript is spliced from 14 exons.
AUGAGUAAAUUUACUGGUAAACUUAAAUUUAACAGUGCUUUUCUUUAUUGUAUAUUGCCAAGAUUUGUGGAUUUCAUUCAUUUUGUCAGUAUAAAUGCUGCAGAUAAUCCUUUAGGAAGUGCACCUGUUCUUAUUAAGAAUGGAGAAAUUGCUGUAGCUAUAAUUGAUUGGCUUCCAUCUUUAGAAUCACAUGAACUACAGUCGUUAUGUAUUGAUAGAUUAUUAAACAUAUGUAAGAUAGAUCUUCAUAGCAGAAUUAUUUGUUGUCAAAAUGAUAUUGUUUCUACCAUUUUGAAAUGCUUUACACAGCAUCAGAAACUUGCUUGCAAAACAAUUGGUUUAUUGUUGAAGUUGUUGGAAAUAUAUUUAUCCCAUUCUACAACACACAAAGAUUUAAAAGAAAUUUUGCUUUUACUUCGACCUGAAAUAGAUGGAAAACAAUUUGCAUAUGUUUUACCUUUUAUGCAUAUUCUGUCAUCUGUUGCAAAGAAGUUUACUCAUCAGGGACCAUCUUAUUUUUUUGAUUUUCAAGAUACUCACAAUGGUAUAACAAUUUCUGGAUUACGGAAGUGGCCUGGAAUGGGAUUUACCUUUCAUACUUGCUUAUGUUUGGAUAAGAUAGAGAAAGAAAGUCCUAGAAAGUAUAAAAGAAGACAAUUAUAUAGUUUUUUGAAUUCUUACGGCUCUGGAUUUGAAGCAUUUUUUACCGAAGAUUCCAUAAUGGUUGUAACAGCAAGUACCAAGAAAGAAUAUCAUGCUGCUGUAGUUACUGAUUGUUGUCUUGAUGAUGGUGCUUGGCAUUGUGUAACAAUUUGUCAUAUGCCUUCACGUCGUCCAUUUACUAAUAGUACAUUGGUGGUUACUAUUGACAAUAAACAAAAACUAACAGCUCAAUUAAAAUUUCCAUCUUUAAAUGAGCCUUUUACUUCUUGUAAUAUUGGAAGUGGAAUAAAAACAUGUGUGUCCCGUCGAAGAAACAGUGCCAGUGAUCCAGCAAAUGAAAACAAAUCAUACAGUUUUUCAAGUUUAGGUGGUGCUACUAUUGGCCAUUUGUCAAAUCUUCUUGACAAAGAAAAAUUAUUAUCAUUAGCUCCUAAUCUUACUUUAUCACAGCAAUUAAAAAACAUGCUUCAGAGUACACCUGAUCCUGCUGUACAGUCAUGCCCAUUUGGUUCUCAGGAUACUAUAUGGGGAUCAUCAGAUUCUUUAAAAGGACAAAUGAUGUCUGUCUGUGUUUUUUCUGAGGCUCUUUUACCUGCUCAGGUGAAAGCACUACAAUUAUAUGAUCAAAAUAAUUCAUCAUUUUUUACUGAUGACAGUUCUGAAAUGGUGGAUAUCUCUAACAAACUUGUUCUGUAUUAUAAUGCAAAAGCUUCUGCAAAUGGUAUUUGUACAGAUUUAUCAUCAAAUCAGAUAUAUGAAGGAAAAGUUUCUGGAAAUGUUUGUGCUGUAUCAAGCAUAAAGGAUGCAAUUAAUACUUGUGGUGGGAUAUCAGCACUUUUACCAUUGUUAGAAAAUGCCAGCCGUCCUAUAUCACAGGGUCACUCAGUUUUUGCUGAUUUAAUUCCUCAAGAUAGCAUAGAAGAAGUUAGUGAAGAAUGGGUGGUUCUUCCCAAUAGUUCAUAUUCAGAUUGGCAUUUAUGUCAGAAUCAAGUAUCAGGAUUUCUUCUUUUGAUAUUGCAUCUAAUUGAAAAUAAUGUUGUAAAUCAAGAACAACUUCUUGGUAAAAGUGGAAUUCCAACAAUUGGCACUCUUAUGCAAAGGGUGCCAGCAUCAUUAAUAGAUGUUAAUGUACUUAUGGCAGUUCAGCUUCUGGUAGAAGGAACAUCUAGUUGUGAAAAAGCAGCUGAUCUUCUUCGUGCUAUUCAUCAAUACAUAUUAUUUGAUUUUAGAAUUUGGAGCAAAGGUGCUUUUGCUGUGAGAAUUGUCUAA